UUUCCCAGAUGCAGAACACCAAACCCUCUUUCAGUUCACCACUUUUCUGCCUCUCUAGGUCAAGAAAUUAGCUAGGUUUUACAGAUUUCAUUCAGAUUUUAAGCUCAAUUCUGGUCUCUUCUCUGGUUUCAUAGUUGAGAUUUCUUCUGUUUUAGAAAUGGUUGCAGUAGAACCAGCAACUGGGAUUGAUUUGGGAACAACCUAUUCAUGUGUAGCAGUAUGGCAGAAUGGCGGUGUUGAAAUCAUCCCUACUGAUCAAGGAAAUCGUACUACUCCAUCUUAUGUUGCGUUUACUGAUACUCACCGUUUGAUCGGAGAUGGUGCUCUGAAUCAAGUUGCUAUGAACCCUAUCAACACUGUUUUUGAUGCGAAACGUUUAAUUGGCAGGAAAUUCGACGAUACCUCUGUUCAGAGUGACAUCAAGCUAUGGCCUUUCACAGUCGUUGAUGGAGAAGUCAAGAGACCAAUGAUUCAAGUCAAUUGCAUGGGACAGGUUAAAAUGUUAUCAGCUGAGGAAAUCUCAUCCAUGGUUCUCACUAAGAUGCGAGAAACAGCUGAAGCUUAUCUUGGCACAAUUGUUAUGGAUGCUGUUAUCCCUGCUUACUUCAAUGAUUCACAACGCCAAGCUACUAAAGAUGCUGGUAUAGUUGCUGGCCUUAAUGUAGUACGAAUCAUCAAUGAACCAACGUGGGCAGGAAUUGCUUAUGGUCUAGAUAAGAAGGAAACCAAUGUAGCCACUGUAAAGGAGAAGGCGAGCUAUGCUGUUGCAGAGAAUGUUCUCAUCUUUGAUCUUGGUGGUGGUACUUUGGAUGUUUCAAUACUCAGCAUUAAAGAAGGAAUCUAUAAAGUCAAGGCUACAGCUGGAGAUACCCAUCUUGGAGGAGAGGAUUUUGAUAAUAGAGUGGUUAAUCACUUGGUUCAAGAAUUCAAGAAGAAGCACAAGAAGGACAUUAGUGGAAAUCAGAAGGCUAUUAGGAGGUUAAGAACAUCAUGUGAGAGGGCAAAGAGAACUCUCUCAUCUACUACUCGGACAAAAGUUGAGAUUGAUGGUCUAUAUGCAGGAGUUGAUUUUCAUGCAUCUAUCACUCGUGCUAAAUUCGAAGAGUUGAACAUGGAUUUGUUCAAGCAAUGUAUGGAACCUGUUGAGCUGUGUUUGACUGAUGCUAAGAUGGACAAGAGUAGCAUUCAAGAAAUUGUUCUCGUAGGUGGGUCCACUCGAAUUCCAAAGAUUCAGUCUCUAUUGCAAGAUUUCUUCAAUGGAAAGAAACUCUGCAAGAGCAUCAACCCUGAUGAAGCUGUGGCUUAUGGUGCUGCUGUGCAAGCUGCUAUUUUGAGUGGUGAGGCUAAUGAGAAGGUGCAGAACCUGGUGUUAGUGGAUGUCACCCCUCUUUCUCUUGGUGUUCAGACAAAAGGAGGUGGUAUGAGUGUGGUGAUCCCGAAGAACACAAGCAUUCCCACCAAGAACCAAAAAGGUUACACUACGGUUUUGGACGAUCAAAUUAGUGCGUAGUUUUUGAUAUUCGAAGGUGAGAGAAUUAACACCAGUGACAAUAACUUGUUGGGUACCUUCGUGUUGCAAGGAAUUCCACCAGAGCCUCGUAAUGCUGUAAAGCUUACAGAAUAUUUUGAUAUUGAUGCAGAUGGUAUAUUGACGGUGGUUGCCGAGGACAUGAAAUCAGGUAGUAAAAAUGUGAUUACUGUCAAAAAUAAUAAGGGAAAGUUGUCUUCUGAUGAGAUUAAGAGGAUGGUUCAGGAUUCUGAGAAAUACAAGGAAGAUGAUGAAAAACACAGGAAGAAGGUAGACUUAAGGAACACCUUUGAGACAUAUGCAAUCAAGAUGAGGAGCAUGAUCAGUAAUAACGGAGGGAUGCUAUCAUCCAAGGAUAAAAAGAAUAUCAAGAAUGCAGUCAACAACGCCGUUCAGUGGUUGGAAAGCAGUGAACUUGGUAAGACAGACGAUAUCAUUGACAAGAUGAAGGCAUUACAGAAUUUAUGCGACCCUAUCGUUGAUAAGCUGUACCAGCAGGGUGAUACUGAUAGCCCUCCUUCAACAAGAUCAGGCAGUGUUGCAUCAAAAUUUUCGAAAAUCUUAAGAUCAUUUGGUUUCCUCUGAUCAGGUGUUAUGCCACGACAUGGUUAGUUAUAGUUUGGCCAUAGUUCAUACGUAAUAGUCUUUAAUUAGGUUUUCUACUUUCAUGGUUGUGUUUGUUAGUGAUUUAACUUUUAGGUAGAAGGGUAUACAUAACUUGCAUUGUUUGCUCUCAACCUUUGACAGACGAGGGUAAGCACAAUGAUGUUUCCUAGCGUAAGUGAAGUUUUCGCGACUUGUUUAGCUGCUAAUUUGUGUGCAUUUACUCUUGCAUUAUCUUCAGGAGUGUCAAGUUUAAUAUAAACAGUACUUAACUUAUGGACCAAUUUAAGGUUAUAUUAUCAGUUAUUUAUUUUACAUGAGAAA
Molecule: messenger RNA, 2455 nt
Organism: Papaver somniferum (opium poppy)
Lineage: Eukaryota; Viridiplantae; Streptophyta; Magnoliopsida; Ranunculales; Papaveraceae
Product: heat shock cognate 70 kDa protein-like
Exons: 2
Coding region: 158-1510 (450 amino acids)
Biological process (GO): cellular response to unfolded protein; protein refolding
Cellular component (GO): cytoplasm
Molecular function (GO): ATP-dependent protein folding chaperone; ATP binding; heat shock protein binding
Source: RefSeq, a predicted model, not a curated record